Messenger RNA from Stegostoma tigrinum, 3158 nucleotides. RefSeq names its product solute carrier family 12 member 9. Gene Ontology annotation, cellular component: membrane. Lineage: Eukaryota; Metazoa; Chordata; Chondrichthyes; Orectolobiformes; Stegostomatidae. Gene Ontology annotation, biological process: potassium ion import across plasma membrane; cell volume homeostasis; chloride transmembrane transport. Gene Ontology annotation, molecular function: potassium:chloride symporter activity. The record is from RefSeq and is a predicted model, not a curated record.
AAUUGCAGGUUUAGAUGCAGGGAGAGAGACGGAGAUGUGGCCCUGGUAGUGAUACUGGGAUCAGCUGAUUGUAUUGUAUCCGUUUGCGGCUCCUUUGAAAUGGACACGCGGUGAAACUGCUUCGUUACGUUGUUGCAAUUUCUGGAGCGAGUGAGGAAUCCCUCUCCUGUCUCUAUCUCUCUAUCACACACACACAACAUGUCCAGUGAGACCUCUCCCCUUCUCAACUACCGGCUCUAUAAUGUGGCCGGUGGCUUUGCCGAGAGCUGCGGGGGUGGGGGCCCGCAGGAAGACGAAGUGGCCGUCUCCAGCACCGGUUCCCAGCCCGAUGACCCCAGGAAGCUGUCUACUUUCUUCGGGGUGGUGGUCCCCACCGUCCUCUCCAUGUUCAGCAUCGUGAUCUUCAUGCGAGUGGGUUUUGUUGUGGGGCAGUCUGGCUUCCUUCAGUCCCUGCUGAUGCUCAUGGUGGCCUAUGUCAUCAUCAGUCUGACGGUAUUGUCCGUGUGUGCCAUUUCCACCAACGGUGCGGUGAAGGGAGGGGGUGCCUACUUUAUGAUCAGCCGGACGCUGGGCCCGGAGUUUGGGGGCAGCAUCGGCCUGAUGUUUUUCCUCGCCAAUGUCUGUUCGUGUGCUGUAUACAUCCUGGGCUUGGUGGAGGCUAUUUUGGAUGUUUUUGGAGAGCUCCCCAAUGCAGAUGCCCUGUCCAGGGGUAUUCAUGUGCUCCCACAGAACUACCUCUAUGAUGUCCUGUACGCCUCCAGCAUCCUGCUGCUGUGUCUCCUGGUGUGUCUUGUUGGAGCCCAGAUCUACGCCAAGACCAGCUUCCUCAUAUUUCUGGUGGUGCAUGUUGUCCUGGUCACCAUUCUAGUCAGUUUCUUCGUGGUGAGCCCCAGGACCGUGGUCAUUGUCAGGCAAGUGGGCAACGAGAGCCAGGCCAUCUAUACCAACUACACUGGCUUCAGCACCGCUACGCUGUGGCAGAACCUCCUGGAUGAUUACUCCGUGGACUACACCACCAAGUACAUGAUGACGUUUGCGACGGUGUUUGCGGUCAUGUUUAAUGGUUGUACUGGUAUCAUGGCUGGCUCCAACAUGUCUGGGGACUUGAAAAACCCGAGCUACGCAAUUCCCAAAGGCACGAUCAUUGCUGUCAUCUACACAUUCCUGGUCUACCUCCUGCUGUUCUUCCUCGUGAGCUUUACCUGCAAUAGGAUGUUGCUGAAAGAGGAUUAUGCCUUCUUCCGUCAGAUCAACAUCUGGCCCCCGUUUGUGGUUAUCGGUGUGUACGCAGCCUCAUUGUCCGCUUCCAUGAGCACACUGAUCGGUGCCUCACGUAUCCUCCACGCCCUGGCCAGGGACGACCUGUUUGGUGUAAUACUGGCCCCAGCUAAGAAGACAUCCAAGUCGGGAAACCCCUGGGUCGCAGUACUCUACACAUGGCUAAUGGUUCAGUGUGUGCUGUUUGCAGGGAAGCUGAACACAAUUGCUGGGGUUGUCACCAUCUUCUUCCUAAUGGCCUAUGCUGCAGUUGACCUUGCCUGCCUGGCCCUGGAAUGGGCCUCUGCCCCCAACUUCAGGCCAACUUUCCAGCUCUUCAGUUGGCAUACGUGCUUGCUGGGCAUCGUUGGCUGCCUGGUGAUGAUGUUCCUGAUCAACCCAGCCUACGCCUCGUGUGGGAUCGUCCUCAUGCUAAUCCUCCUGGUGGUGAUCCACUAUCGAUCUCCUACCAGCAGCUGGGGUUACAUCAGUCAGGCCCUCAUCUUCCACCAGGUGAGGAAGUAUCUGUUACUGUUGGAUGUUCGGAAAGAGCACGUCAAGUUCUGGAGGCCUCAGAUGCUGCUGAUGGUGGCUAAUCCCCGGACCAGUGCCCAGCUCAUCACCUUCGUCAAUGACCUGAAGAAGGGCGGGCUGUUUGUAUUGGGGCAUGUGCAAGUUGGGGACCUCGAUGCUCUUCCAACUGAUCCCAUCCAGCCCCAGUACAACUUCUGGCUGAGCCUUGUGGACAAGCUGAAUGUGAAAGCGUUUGUGGAUCUGACCCUGUCACCGACAGUGCGGCAGGGCGUACAGCAUUUACUCCGCAUAACCGGCCUGGGAGGGAUGAAGCCCAACACACUGGUGCUGGGAUUCUACGACCACUGUGUUCCCGAGGACUACUUCCUGUUGGACCCGGCCUUCAGGGAUGCCAAGGAGAAGAACGACCACUUUGGUGUGGACAUCGCCUCCCUGCAGGCCCACUUCCCUCCUGUCCGGGACGGGGAGACUCCCAAGAGCCUGACAGAGCAGGAAUAUGUUGCCAUAAUCUCAGAUGCUCUGAAGAUGCAGAAGAACGUGUGCCUGGCACGGUAUUUCUUCACCAUGGACCGGAAGGUCCUGCUGUCCAAGAAGAGGCUGGAGAGAGUGUCCAUCGACGUCUGGCCUCUGAACCUCCUGAGACCCGAGAACACUGACUACGUGGACGUGUGCAGCCUCUUCCUGUUGCAGAUGGCCUGCGUCCUGACCAUGGUCGUCUCCUGGAAAGCGGCUCGCCUCCGCAUCUUCCUGUGCGUCGAGCCCGGAGAUGGCAGCUGGGUCCGGAAGGAGGAGAAGCUGCGCAAGCUCCUGGACCAGCUGCGCAUCAAGGCCACCAUCAAGAUUGUCACCUGGGAGGCGGUGGGGCCGACCGCGCAGGCCCUGGCCGCCUCUUCGGCUGACCACGUCUCCGAUGGAUACCUGCGGGCGGUCAACCGUAUGAUCCUGGACCAGGGUUUCCACACGGCCGUUCGGUUCCUCUACCUGCCCAGGCCUCCUGCCGAAACCGCCCACUCCCGGCGAUACCUGGAGCAGCUGGAAAUCUUGACCGAAGGCUUGGGGCCUACACUCCUGAUCCACGGCCUAACUCCAGUCACUUGCACUGACCUAUAACUGCUGUGCCCUACCAGUCCCCUUUUUAAAAAGAAAAAUAACCCUCAUGGGCACUGACUCUGAACUCUUUCUGUCCUCACUGUGUGGUCAGUUACAAAAAUGUGCCUCGGACACUCUAUUUAAAAGGAGAGGGGGAGGGUGGGACUCUUACUUGUUGCUGUUAUUUAUAUUUAAAUACCUGAAGAAUAGGGUUGGGGUUCAAGGGGGAAACAAUUGUGUGUAAUUUGGGUUUGCAAUGGUUUUUUUCAGAAGGGAGG